Molecule: messenger RNA, 1467 nt
Organism: Onychomys torridus (southern grasshopper mouse)
Lineage: Eukaryota; Metazoa; Chordata; Mammalia; Rodentia; Cricetidae
Gene: Aldh8a1
Product: aldehyde dehydrogenase 8 family member A1
Exons: 7
Coding region: 1-1467 (488 amino acids)
Biological process (GO): retinoic acid metabolic process
Molecular function (GO): retinal dehydrogenase (NAD+) activity
Source: RefSeq, a predicted model, not a curated record
AUGGCUGCUGGAAAAAAAGAACUUUUGACGUUGGAAAACUUCAUAGGUGGACAGUUUUUACCCUGUAACUCAUAUAUAGAUUCGUAUGAUCCGUCAACAGGAGAAGUCUACUGCAAAGUACCAAAUAGUGGGAAAGAAGAGAUUGAAGCUGCCGUGGAGGCUGCCAGAGAGGCCUUCCCUGCCUGGGCAUCCCGGACCCCCCAGGAGCGUUCCCUGGUCCUGAACCGACUGGCUGAUUUAGUGGAGCAGUCUCUGGAGGAGUUAGCCCAGGCUGAAUCUAAAGACCAAGGGAAAACCCUCACACUGGCCAGGACCAUGGACAUUCCUCGGGCUGCUCAGAACUUCCGGUUCUUUGCUUCCUCCAUUCUGCACCAUGUGACGGAGUGCACACAAAUGGACCACCUGAGCUGCAUGCACUACACUGUUCGCACCCCCGUGGGAAUCGCUGGUUUGAUCAGCCCUUGGAAUUUGCCACUUUACCUGCUGACCUGGAAGAUCGCUCCGGCCAUCGCUGCUGGGAAUACUGUGAUAGCCAAGCCCAGCGAACUGACGUCUGUGACUGCGUGGAUGUUGUGUAAACUCUUGGAUAAAGCAGGUGUUCCACCAGGUGUGAUCAAUAUUGUGUUUGGAACCGGGCCCAGGGUUGGUGAGGCCCUGGUGUCCCACCCAGAGGUACCCCUGAUUUCCUUCACUGGGAGCCAGCCCACAGCCGAGCGGAUUACUCAGCUAAGUGCCCCCCACUGCAAGAAGCUCUCCCUGGAGCUGGGGGGCAAGAAUCCUGCUAUCAUCUUUGAGGAUGCCAAUCUGGAGGAGUGUAUCCCAGCAACUGUCAGGUCCAGCUUUGCUAACCAGGGGGAGAUCUGCCUCUGUACCAGCAGGAUCUUUGUCCAGAGGAGCAUUUAUAGUGAAUUUCUCAAGAGGUUUGUAGAAGCUUCCAGGAAGUGGAAAGUUGGAAUACCUUCUGACCCGUCAGCCAACAUGGGGGCUUUGAUAAGUAAAGCACAUUUGGAGAAAGUCAGAAGUUAUGUAAUGAAAGCUCGUGCCGAGGGGGCCCAGAUUCUGUGUGGUGAGGGUGUGGAUCAGCUGAGUCUUCCCCUCAGGAACCAGGCAGGCUACUUCAUGCUUCCCACGGUGAUAACGGAUAUUAAGGAUGAGUCCUGCUGCAUGAAGGAAGAGAUAUUUGGCCCAGUGACGUGUGUUGUCCCUUUUGACAGCGAAGAGGAAGUGAUUAAAAGAGCUAACAGUGUUAAGUAUGGGCUGGCAGCCACAGUAUGGUCAAACAAUGUGGGACGCACUCACAGGGUAGCUAAGAAGCUUCAGUCUGGAUUGGUCUGGACCAACUGCUGGCUCAUCAGAGAGCUGAACCUGCCCUUUGGAGGGAUGAAGAGCUCUGGAAUAGGAAGAGAAGGAGCCAAGGACUCAUACGACUUCUUCACUGAAAUAAAAACCAUCACCGUUAAGCACUGA